Molecule: messenger RNA, 495 nt
Organism: Parascedosporium putredinis
Lineage: Eukaryota; Fungi; Ascomycota; Sordariomycetes; Microascales; Microascaceae
Source: the annotation of a GenBank genome assembly
AUGGCCACUCAUCAACCAGAAGCCACUGCCAGCAAGGUAGUUCAAACCGAAUUCCCUCUAAUUGAUAAUGACCCACAUUUCACGAGACCGCCGGGGCUUUCGGGCCAGGCGCUUCUUUCAUGGAGAAAUUCUCGCCAUCACGUGUUGGAAAAGGAGGGUUCGCUCCGGCUCUUAGCAGCCGGCGCCGUCGGUGCAGUGGGCGGCUUUCUCUACUUUUACCAGCGGUCUGCACUCCGAUUCUAUGGCGCGACGGAAAAUACACGUGAGGUGGACAUGAGAGAGAUGGUAGCCAAGGUCAAGGCAGGAACCGCUGUAUGGAGACAGUCAGCUUACAGCACACAUGCAGGGGUGGCGGCAAGGCAAUCACGGUACUCGUCACUCUUCAUGGCGAUCAUGCCAUGGUUCAACUUCGUUAACCACAACCAGCAUGGAGUAGAUACAGCUAAAUACUACCAGCAGGCGGAGCGAGAACUAGAAGCAGAGCGGUCACUUUAA